CGGGGCCGGACGAGGUGGCUGCGCGCGCUGGGCUGUACAGCUGCGAGCCCCGCGAUGGCUCCGGACAGCGGGCUCCUUCUCUGCGCCCCGCUUGCGCUACUGCUGCUGGCAAUGGCCCCGGACAGCGCCUCCCCGGCUGCUGCGUCCGAGGGAGCUUGUCUUCAAUACACAAACAAAACUUGUGAAGAGUGCCUGAAAAAUGUCUCAUGUCUCUGGUGCAGCAGCAACAAGAAAUGCAUGGAUUAUCCAGUUAAAAACCUUUUCCCUCCUCGUUCUCUCUGUGAGUUGAGUUCUGCACGCUGGGGAGUCUGCUGGGUGAACUUUGAAGCCUUGAUCAUCACAAUGUCUGUGGUAGGAGGAGUGAUCCUUGUUGCUCUCUGCAUCUGCUGCUACUGCUGUUGCAGAAAAAAGAAGAGCAAAAAGCCAGACAAAGAAGAUGAAAAAGCUGCCAGAGAGCGGGAACAGAGGAGAGUACGGCAAGAAGAGAGGAGAGCUGAGAUGAAAUCUCGACAUGAUGAAAUCCGGAAAAAAUAUGGCUUGUUUAAGGAAGAGAACCCUUACGCCAAAUUUGAAAACUAACUGGUCUUCCUAGAAAUACCACGCAACACCAAAGCUCCUCUACCUUUGCCAACUGGAGCUUUACAGUAUAGGCUUAGAGACUUUGUAUUCCAAACACCAAAAAAAUAAAAUUACUGAGAUGCUGCGAUAGCCUUAAAUUGC
Molecule: messenger RNA, 720 nt
Organism: Emys orbicularis (European pond turtle)
Lineage: Eukaryota; Metazoa; Chordata; Testudines; Emydidae
Gene: PTTG1IP
Product: PTTG1 interacting protein
Exons: 7
Coding region: 55-579 (174 amino acids)
Biological process (GO): protein import into nucleus
Cellular component (GO): cytoplasm; nucleus
Source: RefSeq, a predicted model, not a curated record